ACAACUUUGUUUUGGUUGCGUAAACGCAGACUGACUUGCUAUUUAUUAGGAAAGCAAGUCGCAUUUCGUUCAGGAUUUCGCGAAUACAUGCAGAAAUCGCAUCGUGUGCGAAUGCGAAGGACGUCUCAGUUUCAGUCUAGAGUCAGCCUCCUUAAUCGCAUUUAACUGUUUAACUUUAGCUAACUUUUAACUACUGUGAUUUUGAAUUUGUACUUUUUUUGUACUGACAAAGAAUGGACAGGCAAGAACACGAGCCGUUAGCUGGCAAGCAAUCAAGAUUUACUUCGUUGCUUAUCUUGUGUACAUAAGCUUAUGUCAUAAAUAAUACUAAUAAUAUACAACAACAAAUGACUAUGAAGGAAAAUUGCUACGAUUUUUGUUACAAAAGGACUGCCCAGUGCAGAAUUCGGGACAGUUGAGAAAACAGGAAGUGACUGUGUUGAGAUUGAGAAACCAAUUUCCGUACGCAAAUAAAAGUACGACAUAACGAAUCGUUAUUAAAACGAUGAUAUAGUUUGAAGAAGACUUGCAUUAAAUAUAUUUAAAUAAGAAGAAGGUGGUAGACUCUAAAGUAUUUUUGGUCGUGGAGGAUUAAAUACGUGACCUUUGACACUGCCAUAUCGUACCACACACAAGUAUUGACUUCGUUAUUCAUUCAAUAACCCCGUCGUGUGUAGUGACUCAUCAAUUCAUCAGUAUUCAUCGCUAAUCAAAUCGCGUAAACGAGCAAUUAGUAAACAAACCAGUAAUAGGAUCUCAUCAUCAUCACUUCCGGGUUGAAAAUUUGACCACGCCACACGCUUUGUACUAGCCAUUUUAUACUUGUUCAUACAUACCAAAUCUCCUUGGAAAAUCGGACACAAUUGAAUUAAUUGCUGCAAGAUAAGAUGUCUGACUCUUCUUCUUCGUGGAACGGUGGCGGCAGGGGUGGUCCAGAUCAAGAAGUAGUAAAGAACAAUUCACAGAAAGUAUCCACAUCUCUCUUGAAGAACAAGAUGAUGCGUCAAACCCUGUUACGUUCUUCUCCUGGAGGGAAAGCGUUAAUGUUGGAUCUCUUACUUCUCCUUAAAGACGUCCCUGCAGGAGUCAUGAGUCGAGUCACGGUCGCACUUGCUGGGGUCGGCGGAGGCAGUGGAAACGCAAAUUUUGUCACUGGAAGUGGAAAUAGUGGCGAACCGCGUCCUCCAACUGAAGGAACUGUCAUCAACAAAAGCAAUACGUCGUCCGAGGGCAGCGCCACAGUUUCAGAGUCAAAAACAAAGCCAAAUAACUCUUCCUCAGGAGAUAAGGAUAGGACAGCAGCAGAUAGCAGCAACGGCGGUGGUGGCUCAGAUAACCCUAAAAACCCUGAGAAAAAUAAAGACGCUCAGAAAAAUAUACGACUCACGCCACUAAGUACCCCAAUUAAAAAGGCGUCCCCUCCUCUCAUCAUACCCCCCAUUCAACCACCCUCCUCUGUAUUGAGAAACGUUAUAGAAAUAAAUUCUGAAAAUAAUCGUGUCAUUGACUCUAAAAUGCUGCCUGAAAUCACACGGGAACAGCUCCUUUCUUCAUCACAAGAAGAGGAAGUCUUCCCAUCUACAUUAUCUUCCGAGGACAAGAAAUUUAUAAAAGAAGACAAGGAUAAGCCACAUCCUAAACCAGAACUCUCCAAAUUUCUCGAGACAAACCUGUACUGGCAGAACAUUGAGUCACGAACGAAACUCUUGGUAUCUCUCGUGUCCAAAUCAACCUCCUCCAAACACAAUCUUAUCACCCAUCUUGAUGAGCUCUUUUCCCACAUUUAUCAACACACCGAGACACGCAGCACGGCCGUAGAGUCAGGCGCAGUCAAAGUUCUCGCCAAAAUUAUGAAGACCAAUGAAGGCGAAACCGUCGUAGUGAACAGGACUCGCGAAAUUUUAGCCCUGCUGGGAAACAACCCUCCAACGAAGGGUCAGGGCAUAAAGAUCUUGGCCAUUGACGGGGGUGGCGUCAGGGGAUUAGUCGCUCUAGAAGUUUUACGAGCAUUAGAACGAAUCACGGGAAAAAGAACGUACGAACUGUUUGAUUACAUCUGCGGAGUCAGUACCGGUUCAAUCUUGGCCUUUUUACUCGGUGCCCAUAAAAAAUCCCUGGACGACGCCGAAGUACUCUAUAAAGAACUUAGUCGUGAAAUAUUUUCCCAAAAUUCGUUCAUGGGGAGCGCCGCCCUGCUCUGGAGCCACAGCUACUAUCAUACACCAACUUUUGAGAAAAUCCUAAAGAAACAUUGCGGAGAAAUGCCACUCAUUACGCACGCUAGAGAUCCCACCUUGCCGAGAGUCUCAGCAAUUUCCACCGUCGUAAACCAAGAGAGGGUGUGCCCAUACGUGUUCAGAACGUACGCCCUCCCACCCAUGCAGCGCCCAAAGUACCUCGGAGGGUGCCGGUACCACAUGUGGGAGGCUGUCAGGGCUAGUGCCGCAGCUCCAACGUAUUUUGAGGAGUUUAAAUUGGGAAAUUAUUUGCAUCAGGACGGAGGGGUCUUAUGUAAUAAUCCUACUUCGGUAGCGAUUUCGGAGGCUAAAACGAUUUGGAAGGAUCAGCCACUGCAAGCUGUCGUUAGUCUCGGAACGGGAUUAAUGCUAUCUAGUCGGACAGAUAAGAACUUGAAUGAUCUUAUAGAAAAGGAGGGGCUAAGUUAUCUCUCAUGGAAAGGUAAAUUCUUAAAAGUCUUGGACUCUGCGACAGACACAGAAUCCGUCCACAACACCUUAAACGAGCUCCUUCCACAUUCCAUCUACUUCCGGUUAAAUCCUUACCUGUCAGAAGUGGUCAGACUUGACGAAGCUAGUCCGGAAAAGUUGGACCGUGUCCAACUCGAAACAAGGGCAUAUUUGGAACGAAACGUGGAAAAGGUUCAGUUCGCGUGUAAGACACUCUUGAGAGAGAAAGGGGUCGGAAAAAAGGUGGUCGACUGGUGGUACCAUUACGCUUAAAAAUUAGAUUUUUUUCUAAUUUAUUUGUGUCUGCCUUGCCAAUUCCGGUGUAAAUGUUACAUAAUUUGUACGAAUUUCAAGUUAAAAUUGGCAUAUAUCUACGUAAGUGUAUUCUAUCUAACUAGCAUAUUCUAAGAGUGGACAAUCGUGAUUUCUAACGCGAAAUUUUUUAUCCCGUUUUAUGAAAUUAAAAGCACACUGCAAUGAAAUUAGUUCUAGUUGUGUUUUAUCCUUGCUAGUUAACUAAUCUUAAUUAAGCUGAGUACGAGGAUGGUGCUGUUUUUGUAAAACCAUUUAUUAAAAUUCAUAUACUUACAAUGGACUUGUAACGACAUUUCUGGAAUAAUAAAUAAAGCUGUAUCUAGUCAAU
This is a messenger RNA of Folsomia candida, 3330 nucleotides long. RefSeq names its product calcium-independent phospholipase A2-gamma. Lineage: Eukaryota; Metazoa; Arthropoda; Collembola; Entomobryomorpha; Isotomidae. Bases 888 to 2960 code for a protein of 690 amino acids. The record is from RefSeq and is a predicted model, not a curated record. The transcript is spliced from 9 exons. Gene Ontology annotation, biological process: arachidonate metabolic process. Gene Ontology annotation, cellular component: membrane.